AUGAGCGACAAAGAAGUGAAAUACGUAGACGCUGGCGCCGCCUACGACAGCAGCAACCCCAGAGGCGGCUCGACCGAAUUGCAACCUGGAGAUGUGUCUGAAAAUGCCGAUGGACUACAACGCCGGCUCAAUAACCGACAGAUCCAACUUAUUGCGAUUGGAGGCUCGAUCGGCACUGCUCUUUUCGUGAGUAUAGGGACUGGUCUGGCAAGAGGAGGCCCGCUCAGUCUGUUCCUCGCCUACGCCGUCUAUAGCUGCGUUCUGGGCCUGGUCAACAACUGCAUCGCCGAGAUGAUUGUGCUGCAACCCGUGUCGGGCGGGUUCGUUCGUCUCGCCGGCAAAUGGGUCGACGACGCAUUUGGCUUUAUGGCAGGCUGGAACUUCUUCUUCUACGAAGCGCUCUUGAUCCCUUUCGAAAUCACCGCUCUGAAUCUGGUAUUGUCUUUCUGGACGGACGCCAUACCCACCGCUGCCGUCUGCGCCGCUUGCAUCGUGCUCUAUGCACUUUUGAACGUCUUGGCUGUCCGUAUCUAUGGAGAAGCCGAGUUCUGGCUUUCCGGAGGCAAAGUCAUCUUGAUCAUCAUGUUGUUCUUCUUCACCUUCAUCACCAUGGUGGGCGGUAAUCCACGCCACGACGCCUACGGCUUCCGGUAUUGGAGAGACCCUGGUCCGAUGGCCGAAUACCACACCAAGGGGGGCCUAGGCCGAUUCGAAGGGCUGCUUGCCGCUCUGUGGUCCGCCUCGUUCACUGUCGUGGGACCGGAGUAUAUUGCGAUGGUGGCGGCUGAGGCGAAACGGCCGCGGAUCUACAUCAAGAAUGCCUUCAAGACCAUCUAUUGGCGAUUCGGCAUCUUCUUCAUCCUGGGUGCUCUGUGCGUCGGCAUCGUCGUCCCCUACAAUGACCCGACUCUGGUAGGCGUUAUCACGGGCACAGUCUCCGGCGGUGGGACGGCCGCUGCCUCUCCUUAUGUGAUCGCCAUGGAGAACCUCGGCGUGAGCGUGAUGCCACACAUUACCAACGCGCUUAUGCUGACGAGCAUCUUCUCUGCCGGAAACACCUACACCUACUGUGCCACACGCAGCUUGUACGGACUAGCACUGGAAGGCCGAGCGCCCCGCUUCCUGACCAAGGUUACCCGCCAGGGCGUGCCGAUAUGGUCUUUCUGCUGCGUCAUGCUGUUCCCGUUUCUCUCGUUCCUGCAGGUCGGGAGCGGGUCCUCGACCGUCUUGACAUGGCUGGUCAACCUGAUCACUGCUGGCGGCCUCAUCGACUACAUCGUCAUGUGUGUGACAUAUCUGUGCUUCUACCGCGCCUGCAAGGCCCAGGGCCUCGAUCGCAGCACCCUGCCUUAUACUGGCUGGUUCCAGCCAUACUGUGGAUGGAUAGGUCUCGUAGUGGAGACGCUGGUCGUGAUUUUUUUUGGAUAUUCGAGUUUCACGCCCUGGGACGUCGGCACGUUCUUCUCAAACUACACCAUGGUUCUUGUGGCUCCUGUCCUGUUUGUGGGUUGGAAGCUCAUCAAGAAGACCCGAUUCGUGCGGCCCCUCGAGGCCGACCUUGUCUGGGAUCGACCCAUUGUCGAUGCUUACGAAGCCACUUUCAUCUCGCCUCCGGUCGGCUUCUGGACGGAAAUGCUGCAGGUGGUUGGGUUCAACCGCAACAAAAGCGACGAUCGCCGAACCUCUAUACAGGUAUUGGAACAGGAGCUUGAGGGGGAUAAAGCUCGACCGUAA
Messenger RNA from Capronia coronata CBS 617.96, 1734 nucleotides. RefSeq lists its product as uncharacterized. The record is from RefSeq and is a predicted model, not a curated record. Gene Ontology annotation, cellular component: membrane. Gene Ontology annotation, molecular function: amino acid transmembrane transporter activity. Gene Ontology annotation, biological process: amino acid transmembrane transport. NCBI's taxonomy places the organism in Eukaryota, Fungi, Ascomycota, Eurotiomycetes, Chaetothyriales, Herpotrichiellaceae. The transcript is spliced from 2 exons. The coding region runs from base 1 to 1734 and encodes 577 amino acids.